CUAGACCUCGUUCAGUUAGUCUCAUUCAGUAGACUGACAUUAGCAUAAUACACCUGGAUAAAUCAGCCUGUAAUCCACGAUGCAGUCUGUUAUCCUCACCUGUGUGGUUGCCCUUGCGGCCAUCGUGGUUGUACAAGGCGACACCCCAGGCAACUGCAUGUACGAAGACAUCAGGGGCACAUGGACCUUCAAAAUUGGCAAGGGAGGCAACAACAACACCCUAGAUUGUUCAAAUUUCCAGGGUCCUUACGUGGAGCAGUACGAGAUCACACUGAAGUAUUAUGCCAAUGUGUCCGAUACCAAGGGUAAUGAAGGAUUCUGGACACUUAUCUAUAAUCAGGGCUUCGAAGUUGUCAUCGACAAAAGAAAGUUCUUCGCCUUCUCCAAGUUCGUGGGUAGAAAGAGUUACUGUUCCGAGACAUUGCCUGGAUGGGCGCACAACAUUGACGGAACAAACUGGGCGUGCUAUGUUGGCCAGAAGUCUAAAGGAGAAAAGAAGAUAAGAUACUCGUCGAAAGGCAAAACCAGUCGGGAAUUCAUCACCCCUGAGUUCCAGGAGAACUUCGUGAGCGCCAUCAACUCCGUGCAAAACUCAUGGACAGCUCGCACCUAUGACGAGUUCAACUACAAGACUUGGGCCUCUCUUAUGCAGAAGACAGGUGGCCCCGUGGCAGACAAGAGCGGGUUAGCCAAAGCCCAGCCCACCACCCCCGAGCUGGAGGAUCUGGUCAGCGACCUGCCCGCCAACUUCGAUUGGAGAAAUGUCAAGGGUCAGAACUACGUCAGUCCGGUCAGAGAUCAAGGUUGUGGUGGCGGAUUUUCAUAUCUGGUUGCUGGCAAAUACGCACAAGAUUUUGGGAUCGUGGAAGAAAAAUGCAACCCCUACAAAGGUCGAGAUGUUCCCACAUGUACCACCGACCCUUCGUGUGAAAGAGUCCGCGCCAAGGAUUAUAGCUAUAUCGGGGGGUUUUACGGCAACUGUAGCGAGCCUGCGAUGAGGCGUGCAAUCUACGACAGAGGACCUGUUGCUGUGGGCUUCGAGGUUCAGAGCGACUUCUUCUUUUACUCAGAGGGCAUUUAUCAAGGCACAGGCAUUAACUUCAACCCGUUUGUGGUGACUGACCACGCCGUGGUGAUCGUGGGCUGGGGUGAAGACAGUGAUGGGAAGAAGUUCUGGAACGUGAAGAACAGCUGGGGCGCCGAUUGGGGUGACCACGGCUACUUCAAGAUCGCCAGAGGCAAUGACCAGCAAGGAAUAGAGAGCUGCGCCUGUGAAUCUACAUUGAUUGUCGGUUAAAAACGUGGUUGUUAGCAUAAUUAAUAUAUUUAGUCAGUAAACUUUGAAAGUAAUCAUUAGAGUGA
Aplysia californica (California sea hare) is the source of this 1362-nucleotide messenger RNA. Its product is annotated as dipeptidyl peptidase 1. Lineage: Eukaryota; Metazoa; Mollusca; Gastropoda; Aplysiida; Aplysiidae. Gene Ontology annotation, molecular function: cysteine-type endopeptidase activity. Gene Ontology annotation, cellular component: lysosome. The record is from RefSeq and is a predicted model, not a curated record.